AUGAGAUUGAGCAAUACUCUUGUCCUUGGUAUGGCUGGGACGGCAGUAGCAUCGUCCGCACUCGAGAAGAAGUCUUCCACAUUCACAUGGUUUGGGAGCAAUGAGUCUGGUGCAGAGUUCGGCACAGGUGAAAUCCCCGGCACUUAUGGAACUGAUUACACCUUCCCCUCCACCAUCAAUAUCCAGGUCUUGAUUGAUGAGGGUAUGAACAUCUUCCGUAUUCCAUUCCUGAUGGAACGAAUGGUGCCGACUGAGAUGACUGGGUCAAUCGAUAGCACCUACCUGUCCCGUCUGGAGACUGUUGUGAGCUACAUCACAGGAGAGGAUGCCUAUGCAGUUAUCUGCGCACAGAACUUUGGUCGAUACUAUGGCGAUAUUAUUAACAGCACUUCAAACUUCGAGGCAUUCUGGAAAACUGUUGCUGCGGAAUUCAAGUCGAACUCUAAGGUCAUCUUCGACACGAACAACGAGUACCAUGACAUGACGCAGUCCCUUGUCGUGGAACUGAACCAAGCCGCCAUCAAUGGUAUUCGUGCUGCAGGUGCCACAGAGCAGUUCAUUUUCGUAGAAGGCAACUACUACACCGGCGCCUGGACCUGGGAGGAGUACAACACUGACAUGUCUACUCUCACCGACACGGAGGACAAGAUCAUCUACGAGAUGCACCAGUACCUCGAUGAAGAUGGCUCAGGUACCAGUGCAACUUGCGUCUCGUCUACUAUCGGCCAGGAGCGUCUUGAGUCGGCGACAGCAUGGCUCAAGGCAGAAGACAAAAAGGCCAUUCUCGGCGAAUUUGCUGGCGGCGUCAACACUGAUUGCAAGGAGGCUAUCACUGGUAUGCUGACUUAUAUGCAGGAGAAUUCUGAAUACUGGAAGGGUGCCAUGUGGUGGUCUGCUGGGCCAUGGUGGGGUGACUAUAUCUUCAGUAUGGAGCCUCCUGAUGGCACUGCGUAUGAGGGCAUGUUGUCGACCAUCAAGACAUACUUCCCAUAA
Messenger RNA from Penicillium taxi, 993 nucleotides. Its product is annotated as glycoside hydrolase family 5 protein. Gene Ontology annotation, molecular function: hydrolase activity, hydrolyzing O-glycosyl compounds. The transcript has 6 exons. Gene Ontology annotation, biological process: glucan catabolic process. Bases 1 to 993 code for a protein of 330 amino acids. The record is from RefSeq and is a predicted model, not a curated record. NCBI's taxonomy places the organism in Eukaryota, Fungi, Ascomycota, Eurotiomycetes, Eurotiales, Aspergillaceae.